AUGAUACCAAACCAUGUACUAAUCAUCGGUCCUCCAAGUAGUGGAAAAUUACGUAUAGCUGAUCAUAUUCUGAAAAGUGAUGCUAGCUCCACAAGGUCAACAGUUGAUGAAAAAUCACAUAGUGGGAUAAUUCAGAUAACCUCAUUAUCCACUAAGUAUUACACCUUGUCCUUGAAACUCAUGAUUGACGAAUACCCAUCCAGUCGUAACCACUCACUCACCAAUGAAGGGUAUAUACAAAAGUUGAAGGACUGGAAAGAAGAGUUUUUUACUGAAGAGAUGGGGGAACUAAGAGAGGCACUUGACGGAGUUAUUUUUACAUUCAACAUGAAUACAUAUCAAUCGAAUUUUCUACCCAACUUGUUGAAUGAAAUAGAUGAAAUACGAGCUAGGCUAGAGCAAGAAGGAAAUACGGGUGGCUUUUUGGCUGUUGUUGGAACUGUCCCAACUGGAGAAGGUGCAGAAUUAUUCAGAAUGGAAGCGAUUGAAGACGAGGUGACGAUUCAUGGAAUUGAAUUUAUCAACUUUGAAAAAAGCGGUACCAAUGAAUAUCGAGAGCGGGUGGGGAAGGAUAGGUUGGUGGAGUUGUUUGAAACUCACGAUUGGACUAACAUGGAAUUGCUUGGUGAAGAUCAUAGCAAAUAUCAAGAGAGCAGGGUCAGCAAGCUACAGGAGAUGCAAACUAGCUUGUUGAAUGAGUCCGAACGCAACAUUGACUUGGAGCAAAUGUUCUCAAAAAUCAACUUGGCAAGAGAAAAUGCUAGUAGCCUACCACAAGCCGAAAGAGAGAAGUAUGCCAAGGAAAUAGUAGACGAAUUUAUGGAAUUCAUAUAA
Lodderomyces orthopsilosis Co 90-125 is the source of this 834-nucleotide messenger RNA. RefSeq lists its product as uncharacterized. The transcript has a single exon. Gene Ontology annotation, molecular function: protein-macromolecule adaptor activity. Lineage: Eukaryota; Fungi; Ascomycota; Pichiomycetes; Serinales; Debaryomycetaceae. Gene Ontology annotation, biological process: vesicle-mediated transport. Bases 1 to 834 code for a protein of 277 amino acids. The record is from RefSeq and is a predicted model, not a curated record.